GUAUGGAAGAUAAUAGAAAUAGUGUGUGGCAAAAAUUUGUCAAACGUUUUCGUGGUGAUGCAAUUGGAGAACCACGAAAUACACUGAUAAAUUUAUCGAAAAAUAAAUCAAAAAUGUUUAAUCGAAAAGUUUUCAUCAGGAUAAUUGAAGUGAUUUUAUGUUUUGCUUGUUUAACAACUCUUCGAAUAACUGAUGAUGAAAGUUCAAGAGUUUAUCAUUACUUAAGAAAUCGUAGUAGAGAAUGGUCACUAUUGAACAAUGUAACUUGGGGAAGAAUUGGUGCAGCAUUUGCAACAGCAACAUGUGGUGGUUACGUGAUAAUAACAGUGGGCCUAUUAAUUGCAACGAUGACAGGUGAACUCAGUGGUCGUUGGACAGAAUCAUUUUUACUUGGAGUUGGAGUUAUUCUAUUUGCUGUUAUUGGUGGAUUAGCACUGACUUCAAUUGAUGGUGUACCAGACCAACUUGUUGAUAAUGCAACAAUCUUUGGAUCAUUGUGUCUCAUAACUGCAUUUAUAUUCAUAAUUGAUUUACUUAUGACCACACCCAAGGCAAAAAAACAUGAUGAUAAUAUGAAUAUUCUUUACAAUGACACAGUUAAACCAGUGACGACAAUAACAACAACAAUGACUAUGGAAAAAGAAGAAAAAAUAUCAAAAAAUAAUAAUGACAAUACACAAAAUUUGGAAGCUGAUAAAAGUGGAAAUAUAAUUUUUGAUAAAGUUAAUAAACCUGAAGUUGUUAAUGUACCUGAUACUUUACCAUCUGAAUCAUCAUUGAAUGAUAAAAAAAAAAAAACAACAAUAGAUGUUGGUGUUACAGCUGAACCAAUUGAUUUUCAUGAUCGUGAUAUUAAAUUUAUUGAUGCUGAAAGACAAACAAAAGAUUAUAUCAAUAGAAGACAUGAUAGUUAUGGUAAUGAUAUUAAUGAUGGUAAAAUUUUUUAUAAUAAACAUGAAAUUAUUAAUCGACCAUUUGAUGAAGUUGAUACUCCAAGAUUUCCAACAACAAAAGACAAUAUUAUUGAGCCAGUAUUUCCAAAAUUUAUAAAUCCAAGUGUUAAAAUUAUGAGAGUUGACAGAUAUGAUGAUGAUGAUGAUAAUGAUCAUUUUGAAACUCGUGGAAGAUUUUCGGAUUUGAGUCAGUAUGAUAAUGUUCCAACGAGAAUUGCACCAGGUAUUUUAAAACGUGGAUAUAACAUGUCAUCAAUAAAUAAUAAUAAACGUGCAGUUGGUAGAGGUCGUGAUGAAAUUGAAAAACUUGAAGAAUGGGUUGGUGUUUUACGUAAAUCAACAACUGGUACACAAACUGGACCAUCAUCACCAACAGAUCCUGGAUAUGUCAGACAUACAGCCAGUAAUUGGCCACGAGAUAUUGAAACUCAUCUUGCAAACUAAAAUUAACAAUAAAAAUAUUAAUUGAAAAAAUUCAAAUAAAAUUUACAAAUAAGAUACAUCAUUUAUUUUUUAAUAUUAAUUUGGAUAUAUUUUCUUUUUUUUAUCUUUCGUCGUUUUGUAAAAUUAAUAAGUAAACAAUUAUUAAUUAUUGAUAAAAUAACAAAUAGAAUAUAAAAAUAUAUAAUUAAAAAGAAAAAUUUGUUAGUUUUCAACAUAAUAUUGUUUUAUCAAUUUUUUCAUAAUAUUAGUGUUUUUAUGUUUCGUUUUUUUUAAAAAAAAAAAAUUAUUUACUUUUUUACGUUAUAUAAAUAAAUGAUUUGAGUUAAUUAUUGAGUAUUUUAGAUUUUUUUUUUAAAACAAAAAUUUGAUUAAUCAAUGAAUUAUUCAUUAUUGACUCAUAAAAAAUAAAGAAUUAAAUGAAAUUUGCGUUUGUAAUUUUAUCAACGCUCAUUUAUAUUUAAUUUUAU
Messenger RNA from Aphidius gifuensis, 1864 nucleotides. RefSeq lists its product as uncharacterized. The transcript has 7 exons. Bases 3 to 1397 code for a protein of 464 amino acids. The record is from RefSeq and is a predicted model, not a curated record. NCBI's taxonomy places the organism in Eukaryota, Metazoa, Arthropoda, Insecta, Hymenoptera, Braconidae. Gene Ontology annotation, biological process: septate junction assembly.